Ctenocephalides felis (cat flea) is the source of this 1899-nucleotide messenger RNA. Its product is annotated as zinc finger protein-like 1 homolog. NCBI's taxonomy places the organism in Eukaryota, Metazoa, Arthropoda, Insecta, Siphonaptera, Pulicidae. Bases 300 to 1193 code for a protein of 297 amino acids. The transcript has 2 exons. The record is from RefSeq and is a predicted model, not a curated record. Gene Ontology annotation, cellular component: Golgi apparatus.
CAAAGUCACUUAUACGCGUAAGAUACAUACCAUAAAAGUUAUAAUUGUAAUUGCAGAAUAAUGAUAAUUUAGUGCAAGUGAUUAAAAAUUACAAUAAUCUAUUAUUAAUAAUUCAAAAUUUAUCACGUUGCUGUCAACGUGGCUUGUCAACAAAUUGCAAAUGGCGCCCUGUUUUUGUGGCUGUCAAAAAUGUCUGUGACAAAUGCAAAUUUGUGCAUUUAAAAGAAAAACACAAAAAAUAAACAAAAUCAAGACAUAUAAUAAUUAGUUUUAAUUAAAUCAUUCUCUUGUACGUAACAAUGGGGUUGUGCAAAUGUCCAAAGCGACGUGUCACCAAUCAAUUCUGUUUCGAGCACCAUGUAAACGUUUGCGAAAAUUGUAUGGUAACAAAUCAUUCCAAAUGCGUUGUCCAAAGUUACAUCCAAUGGCUACAGGACAGCGAUUAUAACGCCGGAUGCCAAUUGUGCAAUUCCGAAAUUACAAACGACGAUUUUGUACGGUUGACUUGCUAUCAUGUUUUUCACUGGUCGUGUCUUCAAUCCAUGGCAGGAAGUUUGCCCCCGAAUGUGGCUCCUGCAGGAUACCGAUGUCCACAGUGUGGAACUGGUAUUUUUCCACAACCUAAUCUGAUAUCACCUGUAGCAGAUAUUUUGAGAGGAAAGUUGGGGUUGGUAAAUUGGGGACGCAGUGGAUUGGGACUUCCUUUGUUGGCUGAAACAAGAGAUCCACCAGAUGGAUGUAAAGUUUCAGUUGAUUUUGACACCAAUAUACAAAAUAGUUCAGAGUAUUCAAAUUCAAAACUACAAAGCAAUAACUUGCGCAGUCAAAACACCAAACCAAUAGUCCACUCUUCAGAUAAUUUAAACAACACGCAACACAAUUAUAGUAAUUUUUACUCUGCUAACAGCCAAAUGAGGAGAUCUUCGAACCGACCAACACCCAUAGGAAGAGUAUUAGAUUCUGAUGAUGAUAAAUAUAAACGUAGAAGCCCCAAAGAAAUGCUGACAAGAUUUAUUAACAGAGCCGCAUGCUUUUCACCAGUCAAAAAGCAACGGUUUCUUACAUUUAUUCUUGUCAUUAUUAUUUUUGUAUCAGUCAUUAUGAUUCUAAAAGAAUUGAGCCACAGGAGCAACACGGAUGACGGACAGUUUGAUUUGGAAAAUGAACCAAAAGUUGUUGUUGGUGAUGUGUGAUAAUAGUAAGACGGAGGAGUGCAUGAGUAUUAAAGACAACGAGAAGGAUUUAAUUGAUUAAACAGCUAUGUAAAAUUUAUAUUUGAAAAUAUAUUUAGUUUGUAUAUAAAGGAUUAAAAUUGUAUUUAUAACACUGUAAUAAAAUUUAAUGGACUGAUAAAUGGAUUUAGUAAUAUUCGAGUACGCUAAUACUUGAAUAAUUAACUAAAAGCAUCUUAUUUGCAGCGGCAAAUUUAUUUCAUUACGAACAAAUAUAGCAAGAAAAGCAUAUAGCAAUAAGAACAAAUAUAGCAAGAAAAGGAUUUUUGAGAACUAGAGAAAAUGUCUUUUAUAAAUGGACCAAAAUGGACUAACAACAAAAAUCAAAAAGAUCUUAUUACAACCUUAGGUAAAGUUUGUUGUUAAAAAAUAUUGCCAAGGAUUUUUGGAAUCAAGAGUCUUUCAGGAACUGUUUAAAUUAAAAAAUAAACAUUUUAUUGAAAAAUCCUUGGAGAAAUAUUAAAGGACACAGUUUAAAAGAGGCUUCAACAAGCACUAGAAAUGUAAUAAUUGAUAAUUAUUGAUAAUUUCUUUAUAAACUUUAGAAUAAAGUCACAUUUUUAAGACACCAUUGCGACUGCUGCAUCAAUAUGAUUCAAAGGAGCUUUAAAAGCUAACAAGCAAGAGAAAUUUUCAAAGUUUUUAGAGCAAUCAUCUGAGCUUUAAC